Lutzomyia longipalpis is the source of this 563-nucleotide messenger RNA. Its product is annotated as C-type lectin mannose-binding isoform-like. Gene Ontology annotation, molecular function: signaling receptor activity. The transcript is spliced from 2 exons. NCBI's taxonomy places the organism in Eukaryota, Metazoa, Arthropoda, Insecta, Diptera, Psychodidae. The record is from RefSeq and is a predicted model, not a curated record. The coding region runs from base 20 to 505 and encodes 161 amino acids.
AUCUUCAAAACGUCUAAGAAUGGCUUUCAGCAACACUUUAUUUGUUCUUUUUGUGAGUUUUUUAACGUUUUGUGGCGCUGAUCAGACACUUAUUGAGAAGGAAUUAACCGGAAGAACUGUUUAUAUCUCCAAAAUUAAGCUAAAUUGGAACGAUGCCUUCGAUUACUGCAUCCGCAAUGGCCUCACCUUUGCUAAGAUUAAAUCAGCUGAAGAAAACACCGAACUGAGUGAGAAACUCAAGACAGUCAUUCGUACGGAGGAGUUUCAAGUUUGGAUUGGAGGCAUUGAACAUCAUCAAGACAGUUCCUUCCGCUGGGUAAGCGACUCCCAACCAAUAACCAACAAAUUGGGCUACAAAUACACAAACUGGAAUACCGGAGAGCCCACAAAUUACCAAAACAACGAAUAUUGCUUGGAAAUAUUAUUCCGGAAGGAAGAUGGAAAAUGGAAUGAUUUUCCCUGCAGUGCAAGACAUCAUUUUGUUUGUGAAAAAAGAACAAAAUAAAAUGAAGAAAAUGUGAUUUUCCUUUGGUUGAAGAAUAAAAUUCUGUUGGAAAAAAGAA